This is a messenger RNA of Rattus rattus (black rat), 552 nucleotides long. RefSeq names its product translationally-controlled tumor protein-like. Bases 1 to 513 code for a protein of 170 amino acids. Gene Ontology annotation, cellular component: cytoplasm. The transcript has a single exon. Gene Ontology annotation, molecular function: calcium ion binding. The record is from RefSeq and is a predicted model, not a curated record. NCBI's taxonomy places the organism in Eukaryota, Metazoa, Chordata, Mammalia, Rodentia, Muridae.
AUGAUCAUCUACCGGGACCUCAUCAGCCAUGACAAGCUGUUCUCCAACAUCUACAAAAUCCAGGAGAUCGCGGAUGGGCUGUGCCUGGAGGUGGAGGGCAAGAUGGUCAGUAGAACAGCGGAUGCCAUUGAUGAUUCGCUCACUGGUAAAAAUGCUUCCGCUGAAGGUCUGGAGGACCAAGGUACCGAAAGCACAGUAGUCAUGGCCAUUGUCAUGAACCAUCACUUACAAGAAGCCAGCUUCACAAAAGACACCUACAAAAAGUACAUCAAAGACUACAGGAAUUCACUCAAAGGCAAACUUGAAGAACAGAAACCAGAAAGAGAAAAGCCUUUUACGACUGGAGCUGCGGAGCGAGUUAAGCACAUGCUUGCUAAUUUCAAUAACUAUCAGUCUUUUAUUGGUGAAAACACGAAUCCAGAUGGUAUGGUUGCUCUCCUGGAGUACCGUGAAGAUGGUGGGACUCCAUUCAUGAUUUUCUUUAAGGAUGGCUUAGAGAUGGAAAAAUGUUAACAGAUUGAAUCUAUCACCUGUCACCAUAAUUGGCUGCCG